Messenger RNA from Dichomitus squalens LYAD-421 SS1, 1692 nucleotides. Its product is annotated as tRNA pseudouridine synthase. The transcript has 9 exons. The coding region runs from base 1 to 1692 and encodes 563 amino acids. Gene Ontology annotation, cellular component: nucleus. Gene Ontology annotation, molecular function: pseudouridine synthase activity; RNA binding. Gene Ontology annotation, biological process: tRNA pseudouridine synthesis; mRNA pseudouridine synthesis. The record is from RefSeq and is a predicted model, not a curated record. Lineage: Eukaryota; Fungi; Basidiomycota; Agaricomycetes; Polyporales; Polyporaceae.
AUGGAUGUAGACUCUACGGGUACAAAGGACCCGCCACCCGCAACGACCCCGAGCCUCAAGAGACCCCAGGAGGAAGUGCUCGAGGAGGUGAACGGCGCAUCCAAACGCCAAAGGCCUGACGAUCCUAAGGCGGUUGAAGUGGAUCAAGGUGAGGGCGAGGGCGAGGGGGGCGGUGAAGCGGCAGAGGCGAGUACCCAAGGUGCGAAGGGUAAGGAGAAGGGAAAGGGGAAGAAAGAUGGCGGCAGGAACAAAAGACAACGGGGCAAGAAGGGCGAGGAGACUGCCUAUGAGCGGACCAGGAGAAGAGGGACUCGGCCGGAAGGCGAAGCGGCCCCUACGACAGAGGAUGGCGAGCCGAAAGCACCUCGUCUGCCAAAACGGCAGUGCGCGCUGCUCAUUGGGUUCUGCGGGGACGGAUAUAAUGGAAUGCAAAUACAACCGGACCCGAAGCUACGCACCAUCGAGGGUGUGCUCUUCGAUGCACUCAUAAAGGUCGGAGCUGUUUCAAAAGACAACUCAGACAACCCAACGAAGGUAAAGCUCGGGAGGGCUGCGCGCACAGACGCGGGCGUGCACGCUGCGGGCAAUGUCGUGUCUAUGAAACUCAUUAAUGUCAUUCCUGGCGUCCCCGACUUGGUCGCGAGGAUCAACGAGGAGCUUCCGCCCGAGAUCCGUUUAUGGAGCAUCCUCCGGGUUCAGAACUCGUUCAACGCGCGAACGACAUGCGACAGCCGCAAGUACACCUACUUCUUCCCGUCAUACCUCAUGAUCCCUCCAAAACCUGGCAGCGGCCUCUACAACACUCUCAAAUCACAGGGUGCGGAGCCCCCUGCGCAUCCAUUCUGGGAUCGGGUGGACGCCGAACAGCAGGCAAGCCCGCAGGAUGACCUCCGGAGAAAACGCGCGUAUCGGAUCGCGCCUGAACAGCUCGCAUCUCUUAGGGAGGCCGCGACGAAGUUUGAGGGAUCGCACAACUUCCACAACUUCACCGUUGGGAGAGAUUUCAGGGAUAGAAGCUGUCAGCGAUUCUUGAGAUCUAUUGAGAUUCUUGAUCCUGCGGUAUACGGAGAUACUGAAUGGAUAGCAGUUCUUCUACACGGGCAGAGUUUUAUGCUGCACCAACGCAAAAUGAUCUCCGCCCUCGUACUAUCGUGUCGAACGGGCACUCCGCCACAUCUCAUCGAAGAGAUGUAUGGGCCACGCCAGGUGUUCAUACCUAAAAUGCCCGCACUGGGUCUCUUGCUCGAAUACCCGAUCUUUGAGAGCUACAGCAAGCGUGUCGCGAGCGUGAACGAAAAGCUCCGGCCCGACGACCCCGAGUACCGUCCCUCGAUCGAUUUCGAGGCCCACCGAGAGCAGCUAGACGAGUUCAAGCAGAACCAUAUCUACUCGAAGAUGCGUUCGAUAGAGGAUCAGUUCGGAAUCUUUGAUGGCUGGAUCCGGUCCAUCGACGCAUACGCAGGCCACGAUCUUGAGUACCUGAACGCGAAGGGCGUCAUACCUGCGUCGGCGGUGAUCAAGCGCGGCGAGUACCGCCACAACCCGUUCCGGGAGAAGAAGCGCUUCGACGCGACGUCGUUCCCGGCGGGCAGCACAGGUGCGAACGCCGCGUCCGUUGAAGACGAGGAGGGUUCGGAGGAGGAGGAAGCGCUACCGCUCGACAAGGAGGAGCUUGCUGAUCUGGAAGGGUAA